UACCAGAGAGACUCCUUACCAUUUUGCAUCUUCGCCUCUCCGCGGACGUCUGCGAGACGUCACCGACUUGGGUCAUCUCCUUUGUCACUUCUUCGUGGGUGAAUUCACGGAUCAGAACGGCAAUCUCAUGACGCAUUGAGCCGAAUACGCAUCAUCACCGCUCAAUUUGGCGCCAAUCAACUUCCAAAUAUUCUAUCACUAAAUCAUUUAAGAUCGGAUUUCUGAAUUUCUGAUAUACAGUUUUAAACGUGGCUAAACACCCGACGGCAUGGCCAGACCUACAAAAAGACUUCACAUAUCCGAGGGCGGCACGGUUGACAUUCCUGGCAAAACUUUACCAGUUUUUGUUGGAGAAGCCCAAGAAGUAUUCUACGUUCACGAGAAUCUCUUGAGAAAUGGCAGCUCCGAAUAUUUUAAAAAACUGUUGCAAUACGGAGGAGAAACAUGGCAUUCGAAACCUAUCGACCUUUCGCACGAAGAUGUCCCUACGUUUCGGCUGUUUAACAAAUGGCUGUAUGAUGGCUCACUUCUUCCAAAGGAUGACGCUGCAUCGAUAUCAGAUCGCGACUUUCGUCUAUUGGUGAAUGCGUGUGCCUUUGGGGAAAGGUUACGGGACAUUCCGUUCACAAAGGCGAUCACUGAUGCGAUCAUCGAUUGUCACAACAAAAUCAAGGCAGUCCCAGGACCUGUUCUAAUUACGUCCUUUUACGAAGCCACAGAUGACUCAUGUCCCGUUCGGCAACUGUUCGCUGAUAUGUGGGCAUUUCUCGCAAAAGAUGAAUGGAUUGAGCAAAAAUUGAGCCAGUGCCCUCGGGGUUUCGUUGAAGAUCUAGUACGGGCAUAUCACAAACAUAGAUACUGCUUCUCGACCGAUAACCCGCUGCCUUGGAGCGAAUCUCGUGAACAAUACUACCGCUUGCUCGAUGCGACACCGACAGAAAAUCCCUGUGAAAAGUUUGAUCAAGAAUAACACCAAAAUUUUGGAUUGGUGUGGUAGGAACUAUCCUUAGCUGCUCGUGCAGGAGGGUAUUUACCGAGGCUUAUUUUGGCUUUCUGCCCUUGGUUCCCUCUCUCCCGCCUUUCAGCCCGUUUCAAUAUGCAUAAUUUCUGCAAGAAAUGCGUGCUUAUUCCAUUACUCGCUAUAUUGGGCUGUGGUUGAACCUUCAAAAAAUAUGACAGAACUAGCAUUCGCA
Lindgomyces ingoldianus is the source of this 1193-nucleotide messenger RNA. RefSeq lists its product as uncharacterized. NCBI's taxonomy places the organism in Eukaryota, Fungi, Ascomycota, Dothideomycetes, Pleosporales, Lindgomycetaceae. The transcript is spliced from 2 exons. The record is from RefSeq and is a predicted model, not a curated record. Bases 269 to 970 code for a protein of 233 amino acids.